CUGUGAUUAGACGCUGAUCUCCCCAUCUGAAUGGGACAGAGAGAGGAGGGACCCAAGACAUAGAUUGACUCCCCACCCUCCCCCCGCCCUUGAGACUUCCAUUGAGGAAAACGGAACAGGAGAAGGGGUGAAGGAAGAAGAAACACCCCCUCCCCAUAGAAUAAGAGAAGAAAGCGGCAAAGCCUUUAGCAGGAGAAAAGUAUGAUCAUGCCUGAACUGUGUUAGUGCUUUCUCCCCCCCCCCCACUCUCUUCCCCCCCUCUCUCUUUCUCUCUCUCGGCUUCUCCUUCUCUCUCUCCCUCUCUUUGUCUCCGAGGUGUUUAACUUUGGGGGACCUCGGGCUGCCUGGGAGCUGGAGGCAUUUCGGCUCCACAAGGGACGAAGCUGGACGAGGCGGCAGCAGCAGCAGCAGCGGCAGCAGGAAAAAGGCAGCCACAUGCUCCAAGUGGGGGGUGUUAAAAGUUGAGACUCGAUUCCAGGCGCAGUAGAUCAAAACAGGUGCUGCUAGCAAGUCAUGAUGGUUGAAUCUGCCUCAGAGACAAUACGUUCCACUCCCUCCAGUCAGAAUGGUGUCAGCAGCCUAAACAAUCCAAAUGAUGGAGGAGGCGGAGGAGGCGGUGGUGGUGGAUGUGGAAGAGAGGGAGGAGCCAGUGGAGAAACCAAUGGAGAGAUGAGCCCAGUGGAACUCCUGCAUUUUCAGCAGCAACAGGCUCUUCAGGUGGCACGACAGUUCCUUCUGCAGCAAGCAACAGGGCUGACCUCUCCUAGCAGCAAUGAAAAUAAGCAGCCAGCUGUUCAGGUUCCAGUGUCUGUGGCCAUGAUGUCUCCUCAAAUGAUCACCCCACAGCAGAUGCAACAGAUCCUGUCUCCUCCCCAACUCCAAGCCCUGCUGCAGCAGCAGCAAGCAAUUAUGCUUCAACAGCUGCAGGAAUACUACAAGAAGCAGCAGGAGCAACUUCAUCUGCAGCUACUGACUCAGCAGCAAGCUGGAAAGCAGCAAGCCAAAGAGCAGCCAUUAGGGAAUAAGCAGCUGGCAUUCCAACAACAGCUACUGCAGAUGCAGCAGCUGCAGCAGCAGCACCUGUUAAACCUCCAGCGACAAGGGCUGGUCAGUUUACAGCCAGGACAAGGCACCGUUCCUCUGCAGACCCUUCCACAAGCUGUGUGUCCCUCAGACCUUCAGCAGCUGUGGAAAGAGGUUACUGCUACUCAGCCUAUAGAAGACAGUAUCAAGCAAGAGGGACUUGACCUCAGCACCAACACCUCCAAUUCUACCUCGUUUUCGGCCGCCAAGGUCUCUCCAAUUUCCCAUCACCCUCUCCCCAAUGGACAGAACGCCAUGCUCGCACAAAGGAGGGACAGCUCUUCUCAUGAGGAGACCCCUGGUUCUCACCCUCUAUAUGGACAUGGAGAGUGCAAGUGGCCUGGUUGUGAAACCCUCUGUGAGGACUUGGGACAGUUUGUCAAACACCUCAAUACAGAACAUGCACUUGAUGACCGGAGCACGGCUCAGUGUCGAGUUCAAAUGCAAGUGGUACAGCAGCUGGAAAUACAGCUAGCUAAAGAGAGUGAACGUCUCCAGGCGAUGAUGGCCCACCUCCAUAUGAGACCUUCAGAGCCAAAGCCCUUCAGUCAACCUCUGAACCUGGUUUCCAGUGCCACCCUCUCCAAGAGCACUUCUGAUACCUUCCCUGAUGGAUUACCUCACCCCCCCACCUCUGCUACCGCACCCAUUACUCCAUUGCGGCAGGGUCCUUCUGUCAUCAGCUCAUCCACUUUACACAAUGUAGGGCCCAUCCGCAGGAGGAACUCAGAGAAGUUCUGCACACCAAUAUCCUCAGAACUUGCACAGAAUCAUGAGUUUUACAAAAAUGCAGAUGUCCGCCCCCCCUUCACGUAUGCCUCGCUUAUCCGGCAGGCUAUCCUUGAGACACCUGACAGGCAGCUAACAUUGAAUGAAAUCUACAAUUGGUUCACGCGGAUGUUUGCCUACUUCAGGAGAAACACAGCUACCUGGAAGAAUGCCGUACGCCACAACCUGAGCCUGCACAAGUGCUUCGUGCGAGUGGAGAAUGUCAAGGGAGCCGUCUGGACUGUAGAUGAACUUGAGUACCAAAAGAGAAGGCCACCAAAGAUGACAGGGAGCCCAACUUUAGUGAAAAACAUGAUUUCUGGCCUUAGUUAUGGAGCACUUAAUGCCAGCUACCAGGCAGCCCUGGCUGAGAGCAACUUCCCUCUUCUGAACAGUCCCACCAUGAUCAACACAAGCUCCACUAGUGGCAUGUUGCAUGUUGGCCAUGAUGAUGUGAGCAGCACUGUGGAACAAGUCAACAGCAAUGGCAGCAAUAGCCCCCGGCUUUCACCACAGCAGUACAGCCACCAAGUCCAUGUGAAGGAAGAACCAGCCGAGACGGAGGAUGACAACAGACCUGUUUCUCUCAUGGCAACAACCAAUCAGAAUGUGACGAUUCCUGAUGACAGAGACCUGGAGGAGGAGCUGCCAGUGGAAGACUUGUCUUAAGGGCCCUCCCUCCUCACCUAGGGCUCAGCACUUCCCCAGAGACAAAGCAAUGGCUCCCACCUCUUCAAGGUGACCUUCAGUGUUAUCUUGUUUAAGGCACUUCUGCAAAGCAAAAGGGUUUCCUUGGGUCUACCCAUUGCUGAAGGCACACCCUGCUUUCUCCUUCUUGCAUCCCAAUGACUCUUAACAGACAUUCACAGAGGGGGAUGUGCAAAGAAACAAAAAACAGAGUUGAGCUUUUUCUUUUUCUUAAAAAAAAAUUUUUUUUUUGAUUUUGUAAUUGGUAAACGAGGAUGGUAGAUUGUUUCUGUCCGAAGACUUCUUUGUUGCCUACCCCCUUCCAUCACCCCACCCUCAUGGGGAUAAAAAGAAGGUGUCUCGUAUUGUCUGCUCUGUGUUUUGUCAUUUUCAGCUCAUAUGCCAUGUUGUUUCCACAAAUCAAGAUUUGGAAGCAUCCAGUCCAACAGGGGGCAGCAUCCAAGCCAUGGGCUUCUGUGAAUGUCCCUCACUUCCCCGUGGAAAGCAUUUCCAAUAGCCUGCUGGUUAAUCCCACUGAGAACUUUGCACUAGGAGGAAUCCUCUCUUUCACACACACACACACACACACACACACACACACACACACACACACUCAUAACCCCCUUUCAUACCAUCUCUACAUAUUGGAACAGCUGUUGGAAACAAGACCCCUACAGUGGCCGUGAUGUCCCAACGUCUGUUCAUUUCCUGACUGAGAAAGAAAUGAAAAGCCGAGCUUGGUGUAAUGAAUACACUGUAGGUAAGCAAGCAGCCAAAGGGUCUCUCACUGCCACACAUAAAACCACUCGGUUUUUCUUUCUCCAACCUGUGUUUGUGCCCCUGCAAGUUCAAGAAGCAGUCUUCUUUAGCCAGUCAUGCUUGACAGCCAGUCUUCAGUCCACAAACCUUUAUCCACCACAAAACCCAGGGAUGAAUGUCCAUUUCCACGCCAUCACAUACUGUGAAACUUUUCCAGAAGCCAACACCUGGGCAAAUGGAGAGCAAGCUGAUGGGCCCCAGCAUGAGACUGGAUUCAGGGAAAGACUUUGACUUCUGCAAGAUGAAACUUUUGCUUGCUUCUCCCAGCUUCCUUUCUGUCUGUUCCAUUUUAACAAACACUGAGGAUGAGGCCGAAAAGCAUGACUCUUGGUUACUUAUGUGGGGGUGAAGAGGUGGAUAAAUGGGAAGGCCUUGAGUGGAUAUGACACGGCAAAGCCAGCAAAAUAUGAAGCAUUUGAGGUGGGAUGGGUUAAUGGGGACAGGCCGAUGUAUGUGGCUGUAGAAAACAAACCAAGACCUGGUUGACCAUGCAAAACUCAAUGCUCUAUAUCUAUGGUCAACAACACCUUUCCUUUGUGACCAAACACAGCAAAGUUAUGAUGAAGCACUCAGCUCCUUCUAGCCAUUAGCUUGUCUAGUGGGGGGAAAAUGUAUCCUACCCCACAACUGGUGUGUUAGUCAUUAGUUCCUUGACACAAGCUAAUUUAGAGGGGGAACAAGAAGUUUUCCAAAACGUUAUAAUCGUAAUGAAGUACAUCAUUCAGGUGAACAGUGUUAACCAAAAACCCUCCCAACAUAGUUUGUCAGUUCAUUGUCUCUGGUCUCAUAUCUGAGGGGCUCUUCUCGUCACUAAAAAAACAACAGGUUUCCAAAGGCUCCUUUGCCUCUCCCUUCAAGAGAGGACAACCCAAAAGCUCCCUUUUGGUGACUGAGACUUCGCCAGUUGCUGGUGGGAGAAAUUGUUUUGGUCACUGUGGGACUUAAGGAUGCAGUGCAUCAAGGAAAAUGGAUACUAUGCAUCAGAGGAGUCUCUAAAGCAGGUCCAUGUGUGCUCCCAUCUCCCAUAAGUAAAUCAAUGUAACUUGUAUUCAGGGCCUAAGAGGGAUUCAGUAGGCCCUCCCGAAAUGUAAACACCACUAUUUUUUUAAGACAAGCUGGUACUUUGAAAUUUGAGUAAUUCCCAAACCAGCAAGGAAUCUUCUGCACCCCAGCCUGUUAUGUUAGGAGAAUAAACUGCCACAUCAGAUGAGUUUGCUGAAUGCCCUCCCCAAACAAGACUCCAAAGGACAUUUUGUCGAUAUAUUUCUGAUUAAGUUGUCUUAGGAUUCCUUUGCACCAUUCUGUGUUUCAUGAUUAGGUGAUGCUUUCUUACUGCUCCAACCACCAUGCAGUUCAACGCAUUGGGUAAGGUGAAGGAUAAUGCCUUCUGGGUACAGAGGGAGUUAACCCUACCCAAAAUGUUGUCUCCUGCACAUGCCAUUGCUCCAUUUAUCUUCAGCACGGUGUAUUCUAAUGGUGUUAGAACUCUUGCUUAAUUCCCCUUUUCGCCAGCUGGUUGGCCAUGAUAACAAUCCCCCCUCUUCCCCCCUCCCCACCUUUAAUUCCCAAGCUUAGCUCAGAGGGUUACAGUAAAUCAACUGGCACUUCCUGCGCCUUUUUACCUCUUUUUUACCUUUUCCUUAAGAAUAGCACGUUAUUUCUAUACAACCCCCAAACUUCUUUUUGUAGAUGAAUGGUGAUUGGGAUCAAAUCUCUUAGCCAAGAUCAAAUUAUCUCGCUCUCAAAAGAAAAAGGAAGGGGUAUUUAUUUUCUGCAACAGCUCUAGAGCUACCUGACAAAAUCUUCUGGUUCCAUUUGCUCAGUUUUUCCAAUGGUGAUAUCUCCUAGAAGGAUCCCUGGUGGGUCGCACUAGCAAAUCCUAUCUUUUAUUUCUUAAAUUCUGGUACGCUGUGCACUAUGAUCUCUAGCCACUUUCUUGGCUAUUCUCCCCCCAUCACCUUGUGUUUUUUCCAAAGGAUUUUGCUGAAGGAAGAGGAGCCUUACCUUGGAAGUCACAGGUUUCUAUUGCCCCACUUUUGGUAAACCUCCAGGGAUUGUUUUAUCUAACCUAUGCUAUUGUCCAUGUAACACACAUGUUAUACUUACUCUCUAACAUUUUUGUUCUCCUAAAUUCUCAGUGUACUAAAUAAGGUGCAUAAAUGACCCAGAUUUGUUUCAAAUCUAGACAAAGUCAACAGCAGUGAAAAUGAAACAUACUCCCCCUUCCUUCCUGAAAAACGUUUGCAAAAAUCAAGGUAUGCCAUGCUCCUCACUUGGAAAACUACCAGUGCUUGGUUCCCAGAGCCUACACUAGAGGGCUCCACUGAACAUGCAUUUCCCCUAUUCUGUUUCCUAGCUUCUCCUGCAGACAGAGCAAAAUUGGAAAGUUUAGUAUCUAGAUGCAUUGAGGUAGUAGCUUUGAUUUGAAGGGGAAGCAGACUGCAUGCUUAUGAAGACAGAGAGUAACCUGGAGGUGAUCAUACUUACAGGAUAUGAAUCAAAUUACAAAUGCUUUCAAGAACCUCCCCAGAGAAACCAUCCAUUGCCAACAGGUAGCUUGCUCUUUCAGAACCCACAGACAGCCACGAUAUGACUGCAGGAGCUUGGAAUACCUCAAAACCCUUUGACUGUCUAUCCAUCUCUCAGGGCCCAGCUCAGCUCCAGAAGCAGCUUGGGAAAAUGUUCCCAUCCUUAGUUUGAGCAAAAACACACCACACCUCACUGUUCCACUUGGGACUAUUUUUAAAUGCCUCCCUAGUGCCCUCUACAGAAUGCUUUACAAUUGGCUUAACCAUUGACCAAAGACCUUUCUUAGAUAAGAAGCAUAAACCAAAACACAUUUUAUUUAAUCUUUGGUGCUUUUAUUCUGAGUUAUUCCAACGGACAUUAGCCAAAAAGAGAAGUUCACAAAGAUCCUGCACUCCCUUUGCCCUUUUGUCACUUUCUUUUGUUUUUAAGUUAUUAUUUAAACCAAAGUUUACAGGUGCUGUUUUGUACGCUAAUAAUGAAGUGAGACCGGAAUCAUGGAUUGCUGCUUUGUGUUUGUUGCUUGCUUAACCAAGGGUACACUGUGGAGCUUAAGAGAGGAUUUGCAUUCCAUGGGUCUGUUCUGAACCUGCUUCCAUCUCACUCUCCCCCACCCCAUUAACUGCCUUCAUUUCAUCUGUUAACUUCUGCUCUAUUGUUUGUACACAAUUGGGAUUUUUUCUCUUUGUUUAGAGUUAUUUUUAUUUUGUUUUCUUUGGUUUCCAAAGGGGUUAUUGUCCUAAAAUCUUUUCUCCAUCCUCCAGAAUGAUUAGGAAAUUCAUCUGUUCUUUCUGCCACUGUCUGGGUAAUGCAUGUUUCUGAAAAUCACACUAGAAGAUUCAUCACAAGCUCCUCGGUCAGACUAUACACACGACGCACUGUGAGGGCAUAGAACUCUUUACUACACUAUUUCUGACUGCUGCAGUGUUGAAGUCGUGUGUUUUUCUAAUUCUCCCCCCACAUAGAAAAUCUCCCUGUAAAUGUAAACUUGUGUAUCAGAAAGCAAGGCUCGGCAUAAUCUUCUGCCUGGUGCACAUACAAGGUGGAAGUUUUUGUUUUGUUUUGUUUUGUUUUACGGUCUGACUCCUGCAGUCUGAAAUAACACAUUCUGGAAUUCAUCUACCUUAUUCUGUGUAACGUGUAGAUCAACUCUGUGCAUGCAGCAAAAGGCUUCUUUGAACUUUGACAGCAUCCCAAUUCAUGUACUCCUCUAUUGUGUCAAAUUGCUUUUCAAACAAAUUUCUGAACUGAGUGGUUAUACCUCAGUACUACUGUCUUUCCCUCUCAACCUUACUUUCCCAUCAAUUCCUACUAAGGCAGCUGCUUUAUCAUCAGUUUGAACUCUUCAAAGAUGCUGACAUCUUGACUGACUGACCUCAAUCUGUUUCCCCCCGCCCCCCCUGCCUGGUACAAUAUCCGUUUUGUGUGUUGGGCAUCUGCAGCUGGUCCUGAGAUGUCUGGGAUAUAUGUUGUUCUGCCAGUAUUAAAGUGAUGUUUCCUGGUACUGUACAGUCAAGAUCUGAACUGUAACCAUCCUCGCUUGUGGGAAGAGAUUCUCUUUAGUAAUACAACUGUCUCUGUUUUAAACCAAAAUCUCUGCCUCGCUUGUUUGGGUUUUUUCACCUUGACCCGCUUAAAUUAAGAGGCCCAAGAAAAGGGAGCAUGGCUAAUAUAUGAACUGCCCGAUGUAAACCAGUUUCAUGAGUUAACUAAUGCUGAAAUGGUGCUGCAGUGUUGGACAUAUGAGAACCACUUUAUACAUUUGGAUGGAAUCAAAUAAUACAACUUUUCCUGCACUGUCUCACUUUGGGUUACAGAAAGAAGAAAAGGCUAGUUGUCAGGUAGAAGGUUAGAGUGAGCCCUUCUUCUAUGCUAGCGGCGGAGGUGGUUCUUCCCGCCUGUCUUAGACGUUCUUUUUCUUUCUUGGGGAAGCCAAACGUGCUGCUGCCACCGCUCCAGUGGUACAAUCCAGGAAAAGCUUUACAUGAUUCUGUUGAAUAUAUAAAUUGGAACUAUAUUCUGGAUAUGGAGCAGCCAUUAAAGCAUCACUGGCUUACAUUGUGGCAUUGUACUGGGAACCGUGAAUCUUUUUGGAGAACCCUGACAAAGUUGGUGAUAUAUUCCCCCCUCAGGCCAUCUACCCCAUACUUGAUUAGGCACUUACUGUGGUUCAAAGGCAGGUACAUUCAGGUUUGACCUAGAAGAAGAGUAUUGCACUGCUAACCAUUCCUGCCAAUUAUAGCCCCUCUCUGCCUUCAUGACAGUAUUAAUGUGUAUCCUCAGAGGAUAGUUUUACACCUAUUUCUCACUGUAGUAGUGUAUCUGCGUCUGAGCUGCACCACUUCAGAUUGCAGGAGGUAUGGGAAUUCCUGUGACUGAAUGUUCCCCCCAUACAACAGCACAUUCCUUUCACAUAGAAGAAUGUGUAGUUGUAUGUGGGGAAGAAGGGUUCUCCUUGAUACCUAUUUUUUUUUCCCUAAGGAGGAGCAUUUAAUCACAUGAACAGCAAAAAGAUAAAAAGAUGAAGCUCAGGCACAGGUUUAUUACCUCCAUGAGAGCUAGCCCAUUGUGUUCCGUAUCACAGUAGCAAAACUGUGUACGGUCAUCUGUGUUGGAUAUUAUUACAAUAUUCAGUUCUUCAAGGGUUUCCUGCCCCACCAAAUGCCAGAGGGGCAUUUCUCCUUCCCACUAUGACAUCAUUUUGCAGCCCACUAGCUUUAAAACAUUGGUAUUCUGUCUUCAAACAUCUGUAUGUUGAAGCCAAGAUUUUGCUACAGACUUGUCAGUGGGUGGUGUGUAUGUAUAUUUGUUACUGGGCAGUUGGCAUUGUUUUGAAUCUUUUUGGAUUUUGAAUCCAUUCCUGGUUCUAAAAGGAACCAGCACAUAUCUGGGAGCUAGAUAAUAAAAUAUGAGAUUUUUGAGAGCUGAUCUAAGGCCUCUUAAAAUUGUGUGUCCUGCAGGUAUUUCCAUUUUCAUGGCUUAAAAGUAAAACCAUUCCUUCAUUGUGUUUGUUUUCUUGUGUGAUCUAGCUUUCCCAGCAAGGAUGCCUCAGAACUAGGAUUCAGUUUUCAUUUUGCUCCAAUGUUCAUUGGUAAUGCACUGUCCUAAUGAAAGACAGGUACCACAAAAUUAGAGUGAUUCUGGUGUUUGGUUGUUUUAAAGUUCUGGUUAUCUUUUCCCUAUCUAAAGAAAUCCCUUUGCAAUAACAGGGUUUCUGUGUGUAGUUGUGGAUUUGCCCAUGUAUAAAGCUGCAAAGAUGGUCAUUUGCAAAACUGCAAAUGCUAUACAUAGAGAAGCAGAUCCCAAAUGUAUUCAGAUCAGUAACAGGCUUCCCACUGACUUCACUUGGCAGUUGAUCAGGUCCUUCCCUAUCUGUGUUCUCUUUCGAGAGUCUUGCAUGUGCUUGAUUAAUAACAAGUAGAUUCCGAUUUCUUAGGGCUGUAAACAUGCUUGGCUAGCACUGGUACACCCCUUAAAUGACACCGAAAAGAGAAUGCAUCACUGAAUCCUUAUGCUGUUCUCUAAAGCCAUUCAAUUUGGGUGUUUUUGCCCUCCCAACAGCUUGAAGUGUGAUACUUGCUUUGAUCUAUCUAUCUUAUUGAUUGAACUGCUAAGGCUUUGGUUAGCAACAUCUUCUUUAACUGCUGCCCUUUGUUUAAACCUGACGCAAGUUACCUUGAUAUGGACCCCUUCUUAUGUCCAGGUCAUGGCUUUGAGUGUCUUGUUGUUUUUCCUGAAUUACAGGGAAGGUUUCCCAUGUGUAAUGUUCACCUUUCUGUGAGAAUUCCUUUACAAAGGAGCUUUCCAGCUUGGCAGAACAAAAUCUUUAGAAUUGAUGGACAUAGUUAAGACUGCUAGGAUGUGAGCAAAUGGUGAUUAGUUUACACUCCCCCCUUGUUCUUUGGAUCAGUGUUUGUUCUGUUGCCCUGGUAUAAAUCCAGAGGAAAGGUAAUGGUCGAAAGAACCUAGGGAACAUGGGGGGGAUCUUCUUUCAGAAUCAGCUUGGGCAAUUGUUCCUCCUGGCCUCCUUCCCAGCAAAAUCAAGCUGUAAAACAAGGAACAAUGAUGACUGUUUGAAUACUCUGUACCAAGUGGGUACCAAAACUAAUUUCAUCUGCAAGGUGCUCUGUGUGUGUGUGUGUGCGCGCGCGCACGCGUGUGCGUGUGCUCUGACAUUGCAAAAGCAUUGUCCCUUUCCACAAACUAGGAAAGGGCCCCUAGAGAACCAUUGCCCUGCAGCAGAUUUAAAGGGCUGAAAGUUUUACCUGUUUUUUGUCUUCUGUUUUUGUCUUCACUAACUGUAAUAAUGCCAAUUUAAAAAAUGUUCUUUUAAAAGAAAACCACCCACAUGUAUAUGCAAAUAUAUGUACACACAGAAAACAAACCUAUAGGACCUUUUUCUUAGGCAACUAAGGCAUUCAUGUGGCUUCCUGCGCUUCGUCAAAUGUGCCCAUUCUUAUUGCUACUCCAUAAGUCAUCUUGGAAAAGUGGUGUAAGGUCAUAAUUUCUUGCUUAGAUCUUCAAGCUCUUGUGAUUUUGUUCAAUGUCCCUCAUGCCUCACUCACCCUUGUCUUGAAGGAUCUUAUUCUUCUGCUAUAAAUACCUUGGUAGUGCUAACCUUUUCUGACUUUCUACUUCAUAAGGUACAUCUGUUUUUGCACAAAUAAUUUUUCACAAACCUGUUUCACUCAAACUACAUAUAGUACUUAUUUGUUUGUUUUUUUAAACUAUUUUAUGUUUUUUGUUGUUACCUCAAAAUGGCUUUUAAAGAGGUAUUAUGGGAAAGACCAAACACAACUUGUGGCAGGAUAGUAUAUGUAUAUAUUGAUAUAUAUGCUGGUUGAAAACCUACUAAAAUUUAGUUUAUUGUUGUCUGUUUACUAUCCUGUGAUGAAACUAAUGCAGGGAAUAUAUUAAGAAGGGGUUAUUUUCCUUGUUCUGGAAUUUAGGAAGCCAUUCUUGUGUCUCUGACUUGACUUGGAGGCUUUUCCAAUUCUUUAUGUUGUCUUUGGUUGGUUUGUUCCCCCUCCCCCUGUAAAUUAGUUGGUAGAAAUGGUGAGUGUGGGAGGAGAUAGACCAUCGAGACACCAGUGUAAUCAGUUCCCUUCCAUUCUCACUUCCUGGGAGUUAGAGAAGUAGGAACAGAAGCAAAACACAUUGUAUUAAACCAAAGGUGUGUGUGUGUGUUUCAGUUUUGUAUGUUGUUUACAUAAUUUUUAAUAUAGAUAAUUUUCAAGAAGAAAGACAAAAUAUCCCACUUAAAAAAAAAUCCACAGGAUACUGUCCUGUUUUAUCCAUACUCUGAAUUUCCAGGUAUUUGGCUCCACGUAAAUGUUGUUAUUCUACAUAAUUUGCAGGGGGAAGGGUCCCCCUCCUCCAGAUUUAGAGCAUUCCAAAGUGCUGAAGGAUUUGUCAAUCUGGAGUUGUCUCUUGUCACUCGCUGCAAUAGGACUGUUCUACUAUAGGAGUGAAAUACUGGAGCCCCAUUGCUCUGCCUUUCACUUUGACCGUAUGCUAUAUGGAGCAGUUUUCCUGUUGACCCUCCCAAACCCAAAGAGUUGUGGCUGCUUCUCUGAGCUUUUUUACCACUUGGCAUUCUUGUCUUCCAAAUCUCUCACUGAAUCUCAGGUGGCAGGAAAACACCCAAGAACCAAUGACUAGUGACUUUUGAACCAUAUCAAGCUUAGCAGUUCAGCAUGAGCCAGGGGGUCAUUGAUCUCACUGAAUGAAAAUGGGAGGUUAACAAUGUCUCCUGAAAUGACCUGAUUUGUUCAUUUGUAAUAUUUUGCGUUGGCCCUCAGGGGCGUCUUCUAAUUAAAUCUUCUCUGUUGCAAAUAGAUCUCAUCCUAGUACCCAACAUAUGGUGGGAGGGUAGGGGCCUGUGGCAUGUCAGCACUCUGUCCGUUGUCUUUUCCUUCUCCUGGUACCCAGGAAGGUGUGAGAAAAGAGGCAACAUGCAGUGACCUUUAAUAUUGUGGGUUUUUUCUUCCUCACAUUUGUUGGUUUGAUGUGAUCAUCCUUUUAGCAGGUGGCAAGUCAGUGUGAAGGGAAAGGUUAUUGGGGAGGGGAAGGAUGUCUGUAAACCAUUGACCCCAUCCUCCUCUUACCGCUUCACACUGCCAUAUCUCCAUACUGUAUAAAGGAAAUAGCAUUGCUGUGUAUUUGUACUCUGGACUUCUGUGUGUCUGCUCUGGCAGACGGUAAACCCUUGUACAGUAGAUCUAGCUGCAUGUAAUCUGUAUGGACAAUGGCAUUAUAAAAUGCAAUAAAAUUAA
This is a messenger RNA of Elgaria multicarinata webbii, 12158 nucleotides long. It is a transcript of the gene FOXP4, whose product is annotated as forkhead box P4. The coding region runs from base 514 to 2520 and encodes 668 amino acids. Gene Ontology annotation, cellular component: nucleus. Gene Ontology annotation, molecular function: RNA polymerase II cis-regulatory region sequence-specific DNA binding; DNA-binding transcription repressor activity, RNA polymerase II-specific. The record is from RefSeq and is a predicted model, not a curated record. Gene Ontology annotation, biological process: regulation of transcription by RNA polymerase II. NCBI's taxonomy places the organism in Eukaryota, Metazoa, Chordata, Lepidosauria, Squamata, Anguidae. The transcript has 17 exons.